Molecule: messenger RNA, 141 nt
Organism: Hemiscyllium ocellatum (epaulette shark)
Lineage: Eukaryota; Metazoa; Chordata; Chondrichthyes; Orectolobiformes; Hemiscylliidae
Exons: 2
Source: RefSeq, a predicted model, not a curated record
GAGAGAGAACGACGACAGAGAGAGAGAGCGACGACAGAGAGAGAGAGAGAACGACGACAGAGAGAGGAGCGACGACACAGAGAGAGAGAGCGACGACACAGAGAGAGAGAGCGACGACACAGAGAGAGAGAGCGACGACAC